Cynoglossus semilaevis (tongue sole) is the source of this 1434-nucleotide messenger RNA. It is a transcript of the gene ccndx, whose product is annotated as cyclin Dx. The coding region runs from base 252 to 1274 and encodes 340 amino acids. The record is from RefSeq and is a predicted model, not a curated record. Lineage: Eukaryota; Metazoa; Chordata; Actinopteri; Pleuronectiformes; Cynoglossidae. The transcript is spliced from 4 exons.
CUCUUGUCUGCGCUUUUGGUCACCUCCUCCUUUCUCCUCCCUCCGUCUCCUCUCUUUCCCCACCUGUUGAAGCAAUUGUUGCUCACACUGUAUUGUUAUCUUCCCAUUGUCAGUCACAUGAGUCUCCGCCCUGCUCCACACCCUCCCCCCCCCUUUUUUUUUUUUCUCUCUCUCUCUCUCUCUCUUCCUACUGAGUAUAAAAGUCAUUGGUGAUCAAGUGAGAUUCAGCACAGACGUCAGAACAGGUGACGAUGGAAGAUCUACAGGGAUGUCAACUAAAGGACACCACUUCUGCCGGGUUUUGCACACACCGAGUCGUUCAGAUGGAUCUGUCUCUCUGGUGUGAAGAGGUGGACGAUGACCUCAGACAGGAGCAGGUGCAAAAUCUGGAGCCCGUCGCCAGGGGCUCAACGCCGUUGCGAGCCACCUGGGACCCCACGGUGUCCGGAAACCGCGUGAUUCAAAAACUUCUUCACGUAGAGGAGCGAUACCUGCCCUCCGCACUCUACAUCGCUCUCAUCCAGAGAAAUCCACAGCAAAGGGAGGAGCUCACUAAAUGGGCCCUGGAUGUGUGCUUUGAAUGCGGCUGUGAUGAAGCUGUCUUCCCUCUGUCCAUCUCUCUGAUUGACAGGUUCCUGUCUGCCUCCUUGUCCUUGCCUAUCUCACCAUACUGCCUGGCUGCAGGCUGCAUCCUUAUUGCCUCCAAACUCAUAGAAUGUGACAACGUUACAGCUGACGCGCUUUGUGCGGCCGUUGAGAACAACUUUGAGGCGUCGAGCUUGAGGGAAAUGGAGCGUGUCAUUCUGGCCACCCUCAGGUGGGACACAGCGGCUGUAACUCCUCAGGACUUCCUUCCACACUUCCUUGUUUCUGUGGCAGAGGGAGAAAGAGCAAGAGGAAAUGACACCAAUGAAGAAGACGAAGAGGAGCUGCUGUCUACCCUCAGGAGACACAGUGACACCUUGGCUGUUAUGUGUGUCUGCGACUCCCGCUUUUUGGGAGUUCCACCUUCCCUCGUGGCUGCUGCCUCCCUGGUCUGUGCGUUAAGAGGUCUGGGCAAAAAAGGGGUUACUCAGCUGGAACGCACAAGCGAAACAUUGGCGGAGUUGUGCCAGAGCGACCUGGCGGUGCUGCAAUACUACAGUGAAAUGAUUGAAUACGGCCUUCAUCACCGGCUAAGGAGUAGCCCUCAGAUAGGUCCCUCAGAGAAGGACGAGGAAGUAGAAGACGAGAGAGCCAGGACGCCAACUGACAUGAGGGAGAUCAACUUUUAAAUUCCCAAUAAGCUGCUCUGAUAAGUGUAAACCAAUCAAAACCGUUGAAGUUCGUCAAACUCAUAAGUCAUUCAGCCUAAUAUGACCUCAAAUUGCCAAUGUUUUGUUUAAUGUAUCUUAAUAUAUUUUCCAUUAUUAUUAUUGUUGUUAUUAUUAUUGU